This is a messenger RNA of Camelina sativa (false flax), 480 nucleotides long. Lineage: Eukaryota; Viridiplantae; Streptophyta; Magnoliopsida; Brassicales; Brassicaceae. The record is from RefSeq and is a predicted model, not a curated record.
AUGAUGAACAAGCUUUGUUACGAAAAUUUGGAUAGGAGUUUGCGAGAUAUCAUGAGAUGUGACCAGAUUUUUGGAGGUAAAGUUGUUGUGGUAGGAGGUGAUUUUAGACAGAUUCUACAUGUUAUUACAGAAGGAGGAAGAGUAGCGACAGUUUUAGCAUCUAUCAACUCAUCUGUUCUUUGGAAUAGUUGUAAGCCUUGUGAGCAAGUCAUGAGACUUGCCGAGUUCUUGGGUUGUCCUUUUACUCAAGAAGAAAUACAUAGCAGAGCGGUUAAAGAGAUCUUGGAGUUGUGCUCUCUUCACAAUCUGAGCAAUUUGGACAUCAACAAGACCGCAAAAGCGUGGGAUAACUUGGAUCACAAUGUCUACUUCCGCAAAGGUGAAGUUGAUGGCUGGAAGAAUCAUUUCACUAGUGAAAUGGAGAACAUAAUCGACAUGAUCAUCAACGAGAAGUUUCAAGGUUCGGGUUUGAAAAUUUGA